AUGAUUGCCAACGUCGCGUCCAAGCCCCGGAUCGGCGCCCAGGCCUCCAGGUCGCGCAAUGUGACCGUCCACGCCUUCAAGGCUCCUGCUGCUGUGGCCGCGGCUGCCACUGCGGUUGUCCUGAUGGCAGCGCCGUCGGCGGAGGCCAAGCUGCCCCCGGGCGUCUCCACCCCUGGGCCCUUCUCAUUCCCCGCCGAGCUCAAGGAGCGGCUCAGCAAGGCUUGGGGCUCCUUCGGCGGCGCCCCGGCCCCCGCGGUUGUUGACACCCCCACCCCGGCCCCCGAGGAGCCCGCUGUGAUCGCCCCCGCCGUCGAGGCGACCCCCGUUGUCGCUGCCGUCGAGGCGCCCGCCGCCAUCGAGGUCCCGGCUGUCGAGGCCCCCGCCGUUGUCGAGGCGCCUGCCGUGAUUGAGGCGCCCGCCGUUGUCGAGGCGCCCGCUGCCGUCGAGGCGCCCGCUGCCAUCGAGGUGACCGCUGCCGUCGAGGCGCCCGCCGCCGUUGAGGAGCCCGCGGCCGUUGAGACGCCGGCUGUCGAGGCCCCCGCCGCGCCCGCCGCCGCGGAUGAGCCGGAGCUCGUUGCUGAGGCGCCCGCCCAGCCCGAGAUCGUGGCUGUGGUCGAGAUUGUCGUCAUCCCUGAGCCGGAGGUUGUCGCCGUCGCCGCCGCCGAGCCCGAGGUUGUCGCCGUCGCCGUCGCCGAGCCCGAGGUUGUCGCCGUCGCCGUCGCCGAGCCCGAGGUUCUCGUUGCCUCCGAGCCGGAGGCCGCCGCCGAGCCGGUUGCCGUGGUUGCGGUCGCCGUCCCCGAGACUGUGGAGGACGCGGCGCCCGUGGAGGUGGCCGCCGUGGCCGAGGUGGCACUCGAGUAG
This is a messenger RNA of Monoraphidium neglectum, 861 nucleotides long. RefSeq lists its product as hypothetical. The record is from RefSeq and is a predicted model, not a curated record. The transcript is spliced from 2 exons. The coding region runs from base 1 to 861 and encodes 286 amino acids. NCBI's taxonomy places the organism in Eukaryota, Viridiplantae, Chlorophyta, Chlorophyceae, Sphaeropleales, Selenastraceae.